AUGGGCUCUGGCGGCUCUGGGAAUCAUCCGGUAGAGGUGGUGGGUCGCAUUCGCGAGCAGCCCGAUCCUAAAUCCUGUCCGGCCGCUCUGUCGGCGGUGGGGAAUGGGUCGUGUGUGCGCGUCAAGACGGAUCAGGGCUACCGCGACUUCCUACUCGACGGUGUCUCUUUCUCUGCGCACGAGAAGCUGCCCGCCUUCUACGCCAGGUAUGUCGAGUCGAGAGUGGACGAUGUGCGCUGCGGUGGCCGCUGCACGAUCAUGAUGUAUGGGCCGACGGGCGCGGGAAAGAGUCACACCAUGUUUGGGUCGGCCAAGGAACCCGGUGUUGCCUACCUCGCCCUUCGUCACGUCAUGAGCAAAACCGCUGCUCAGGAGGUUAGCGCCAACGUCCUCGAGAUCUACAACGAAGAUGUGUACGAUCUUCUGGCCGGUGGCAACACUCCGCUCUCAAGCCCUGGCCCAAGAUGUGCUAAGUCCAUCUCUGGACGGCCCAAGCUGGAGGUGCGGGGCAAGAAAGUCAGGAAUGCUACCAGUAUCUCGAGCAUAGAUCCCACCAAGCUUGUCCAGGAAAUCGCUAGAGUUGAGAAACGACGUGUUGUGAAGAGCACCAACAGCAAUGACAGGAGCUCCCGGAGUCACUGCAUGGUCGUGCUGAACAUCCUUGGUGUGGGCGGAAGGCUGGUGCUCGUGGACAUGGCCGGUUCGGAGAACUCCGAGCAAGCUGGAUCAGAGGCAAAGAUGCAGACCGGAAGAAUCAACCAAGGCAACAGUGCUCUCAAGAGAGUUGUGGAGUGUAUUGCAAAUGGAAACCCGUAUAUUCCCUACCGGGACAGCAAGCUUACUAUGCUCUUACAGGACUCAUUUGAGGUCGAUGGAUCGAAGAUAUUGAUGGUUUUGUGCGCCAGUCCAGAUCCAAGAGACGUCUACAAAACGAUAUGCACGCUUGAGUACGGAGCCAAAGCCAAGUGCAUUGUUCGGCUUCCAACUUCUCCCCCUAGAGACGGCAGCAGUCAGAAUAGCAGCGAGGCUGCCCUACAGGCUCGUCUUGAGUUCAAAGACGAGUGCCUGGAGAGGCUGCGUGCGGACUACGAGCAGAAAGUGAAGGAUCACGAGGAGGAGAUGGAGAAGCUGGCAGACAGAGAGAUGGAGCUUUCCAAUCUGAGGACGAAUUUGGAGAGGGUGGAAGCGGAGUGGUCUGGGAAAAUGGCGGAGUUCAGAAAGGAAAUGGGUCGUGCGAUGGAGCUCAAGAGCCAGGAAUUGCGCAUAGCGCUCGAACUUGAGGUGCGAGAGAGGACUCCCGGGCUGGACGUGGGUUCGUCUUCGGAACAAGAACGUUUAACAGAGCUGGAGCGAGUUGUGGAAGAUCAGAAGCAAGAAAUUGGGCGGUUGCGUCUGAGGGCCGAGACUGCGGAGGCUGAGCUUGUUCGCUUGCAGCAGUCAACGCGAAUGGUAGCAAAGUCCCGGGAGAGAGCGGAGGAGGGGCUGUUGUGUCUGGACACGAAGCAGCUGACACAGGUAUCCGCAGUCGAGAGCUUGAACUCGUGGGCAUCGCACGCCGCUUCUCCAAGGCUGCUGUCGUGUGCCGCUGACAACGGGCCUCCAUCUUCGGCACAGACAAACGCUGACUUCAAUUUCAGCUGCGCGUUCCAGCAGAAAGCUUCUUCAUGUGGUCAAGUGUCAACGUGUCCGGCCAGCCCUACAAGCCCCACAGCUUCGGCUUCGCCCAGCGCUGCAGCCGCCAGGAGAGCCCGGAUCGAGAACAUCUUCCAGCUGUGCGGGGACGGUCGCGAGAGGUGCAAGACGGCCAACUCCCCCAAGCCGCCCAAGCCCCCCGGGAACAAGUCGAGCCGUCCGUUGCGGGCGGUGGAAAAUCAAACCGCCGCAGUCAGUCCGCCGCCACCAUGCAAGCUGCGCAGGCACGGUGAAAACUUAGCGCCAUUCCCAGAGGUGCCCUAACCUGCAAUGGCUUGUGCGGUGGUGACCGGAGGCAGAGGGUUCCUGGGACGGCACCUGGUGCACAAGCUGCUGGAAUCCGGCAAAUGGGAGGUGGUGCGGAUCAUGGAUCUGGCGGCUGGCCUGGCGGUGGACGCGGAUGAGGAGAAGGCGUUGAGCGCGGCUCUGGAGAGCGGCAGGGCGCAAUACGCUGGGGUUGAUCUCCGCAAUCUCCCCCAGGUGAUUCAAGGUUGUAUGCCACGAAGCGCUUGCGUGGUUGGUUGACACGCUACGCUCUCCUCCUUUUGACUUGACAGCUCUCGAGCAUGCCACCGUUGUCUUUCA
Molecule: messenger RNA, 2277 nt
Organism: Selaginella moellendorffii
Lineage: Eukaryota; Viridiplantae; Streptophyta; Lycopodiopsida; Selaginellales; Selaginellaceae
Product: kinesin-like protein KIN-10A
Exons: 5
Coding region: 1-1956 (651 amino acids)
Biological process (GO): microtubule-based movement
Cellular component (GO): kinesin complex; microtubule
Molecular function (GO): microtubule motor activity; ATP binding; microtubule binding
Source: RefSeq, a predicted model, not a curated record